AAAAUAUUAUGUGCCCUGCAAAACACCAUCAAAUCCCAACCCAUCAUCUCUGUUUAUAUGUUCUUCUUCACUUAACAUCCUCUAAACCGUUCCUCACACUUUCUCUCCAUCCACAUCUCCAAAAACCUUAUUUCUCAAUCCAUUUCCAGUUUCUCAUCAAUCAAAUCUUCCGAUACACACUUAUUUUGAUUCAAUCUCAAUCUGUUUGAUUAUUUGAAUUCGUUCAAGUUUUUAUGCUUUCACUUUCAGUUGAUUCAAUCUGUUUAUCAUAGCGUUGAUUAUCAGCUGCUUUCAUCUUCAUCAUUCAUAUGAUUUUUAUGAUUUAUAUUCGUAGACAAAGCUUUUUUUAGAUGAUUUGUAUUUGAUUUUUGUGAUUUGUUCUUUGAUUGAAAUGAAUCAAUAAUAUUGUUGAUUGUUAGGGUUUAGGUAGAAAAACAGUGAAGAAAAACUGAAAAAAAUGGCGUCACCUGUACCGGCGAAAUCGCAACCGCUUCAUAACUUUUCAUUACCGCAUCUAAAAUGGAAGAACCACCGCAGCGGCCGUGGUAGAGUCGCCGGAGACACGUCAUCGUCAUCGCCGCCUCACCGAUCUCCGUCGACUCCUACAUCUCAUCAUCUUAUUCAUCCUCAUCCACCUCAUCUGCAGCAAUCGUCACCGUACGUUUCACGGCGGCCGUCACCUCUGCACAAGCAAUCGCCGAUGCGAGAUUCCGAGUCGGAAUCUGAACAAAACGGCGUCGUUCCGAUCGGAAAACCUAGCGGAAAAACAGUUUAUGAGAAAUCAACAAAAUCGUCAAAAUUAACAAAAGUUAUAAAACCGAUCGAUGUUAGUAAGGGAAAACGAUCGAGUAAUAAGAUCUGUAUUCGUCUCCGGAAGAAUAACGGCAACGUGAAGCAUGGCGACGCCGUGAUAACGGCAAACCAUUCGUCAACACCAGUAGAAGCGGAAACCGGAACGGGAAUGUUUACGGAAACGGAAGCUGAAACCUCCGUGAUGCAGUCGUCAGCAGCGGAAGAAGAAGAAUCAGCACCGAAGAUAUGGAAUCUGAGGCCUAGAAGACCGCCGAUGAACCACAAGCAGUUUACCGGCUCACUGAAGAUCGGUUCAUCACCAUUGCCGGAGAAUAGAUAUUUUCAUGGGAGUAGUUCUUUUAAAGAAGCUUUAGAUUCGAAGUAUAUUGAUCAUAACAUUCUAUCGACGUCGAAGAAGAUAAAAUUCUCGAUUUCACUCUCGCGUGAUGAGAUCGAAGAGGAUAUAUUUUCAUUAACCGGAUUGAAACCUUCUCGCCGGCCGAAAAAGAGACCGAGAACCGUCCAGAAACAACUCGAUACGUUGUUUCCUGGAUUGUGGUUGGGGUCUAUAACUGCUGAUUCAUACAAAGUUUCUGAAGGUACUCCAAAGGUAUGAUAAGGGCUGGAUCUAGCAGCUGGAGGGUUGUUUUUUUGGUAAAAGUUUGAAGAUUCAUAACGUUUUUGGAAGGUAUGGAAGAACCCUAAUUUGUAUAGGUGAGUUCGAGAAUAAUCCAUCUUCUUGUCGGUGUCCGUAUGAUUUAUUUGAAGUUUGGUUACAGCUCAAUCUUCAUUCUUGUUUUAGACAUGAUUUUAUAAUAUGAUUAUACUAGGUUAUAACCCCGUGUAUUACACGGGUUGAAUAAA
Molecule: messenger RNA, 1656 nt
Organism: Helianthus annuus (common sunflower)
Lineage: Eukaryota; Viridiplantae; Streptophyta; Magnoliopsida; Asterales; Asteraceae
Exons: 2
Coding region: 458-1408 (316 amino acids)
Source: RefSeq, a predicted model, not a curated record